UCUUCUAAAAUGGCGUCGUUUCGGCUCCUUUUCGCAAUCUCUCUCGUUGCUCUCAUCCUCUUUGCCACUCUCACUCCUUCGAUCUCCAAGACAACAAAAAAUGACGACGUCGAGGACGACGAGGAUCUCCGUUUCCUCGAAGAAACGGAAGGCAAAAGCGACGUCGGUUCUCCCCACUCUCACUUCAACGAGGAAGACGAGGAUGACCAAUACGGCGACUUAGACGAGGAUGACUUCGGCGACUCCGAUUUGGAUCCGUACAAGGAACCCGAAGUAGACGACAAGGACGUCGUCGUUUUGAAGCAAGGGAACUUCAGUGAUUUCAUUGAGAACAACAAGUUCGUGAUGGUUGAAUUCUACGCGCCUUGGUGUGGGCACUGCCAGGCGUUGGCUCCCGAGUACGCUGCGGCAGCGACGGAGUUGAAAGGGGAGCAAGUUGUGUUGGCCAAGGUGGAUGCCACGGAGGAGAAUGAUCUGGCUCAAGAGUACGACGUGCAGGGUUUCCCCACUGUUUAUUUCUUUGUUGAUGGGGAGCAUAAGCCGUAUCAUGGUGCUAGAAACAAGGAGGCCAUAGUGACCUGGAUUAAGAAGAGGAUUGGACCUGGUCUAUACAACGUUACUGCCAUUGAAGAAGCUGAACGCAUCUUGACCUCUGAAGCUAAAGUUGUCUUGGGUUACUUGAACUCUUUGGUGGGUCCUGAGAGUGAGGAGCUGGCUGCAGCUUCACGUCUCCAAGAUGAUGUCAGCUUCUAUCAAACUGUGAAUCCUGAUAUUGCAAAGCUUUUCCACUUAGACCCUCAAGUUAAACGCCCGGCUUUGGUCUUAAUAAAAAAGGAGGCUGAGAAAAUAAACCACUUCGAUGGACAGUUUGUCAAGACUGCAAUAUCCGAGUUUGUAUUUUCCAACAAGCUUCCUUUGAUUACCAUAUUUACUAGGGAAAGUGCUUCUUCAGUUUUUGAAAGUGAUGUUAAGAAACAGGUGUUGUUGUUUGCCUCAUCAAACAUUUCGGAGAAGUAUAUCCCAUCAUUCCAAGAAGCGGCGAAAUUUUUCAAGGGAAAGCUUAUCUUUGUUUAUGUGCAAGUGGAUAAUGAUGAUUUUGGAAGACCCGUUGCAGAUUAUUUCGGUGUAACUGGAGAUGGUCCGAAAAUCAUUGCAUACACUGGAAAUGAAGAUGGUAGGAAGUUUGUCUUUGAUGGAGAUGUGACAUUGAACAAAAUUAAGGCUUUUGGGGAAGGUUUUUUAGAAGACAAGCUUAAACCUUUCUAUAAGUCCGACCCGAUUCCCGAAACUAAUGAUGGGGAUGUGAAAAUAGUUGUUGGCAAUAACUUCGAUGCAAUCGUUUUAGAUGAGUCAAAGGAUGUACUUCUUGAGAUCUAUGCACCUUGGUGUGGCCAUUGCCAAGCGCUCGAGCCCACAUACAACAAGCUUGCCAAACAUCUACGCGGAAUCGACACUCUGGUUAUUGCUAAAAUGGACGGGACAACAAAUGAACAUCCUAGGGCAAAGUCGGAUGGGUUCCCGACGAUUCUGUUCUUCCCAGCAGGAAACAAGAGUUUUGAUCCUAUCACUGUGGACACUGAUCGAACCGUGGUGGCAUUUUACAAAUUCCUCAGGAAACACGCUUCCGUCCCUUUCAAGCUCCAAAAACCAGUUUCAGCACCCAAAGGGGAACCAGAAACUAAGACUGGUGAAUCCAAAGAGAGCAGCAAUGCUGAUUCAAAAGAUGAGCUGUAACUUAUAAGAUAAUCAGAGGAGAGAGUAAAAUGAGGAAUUCAGUUGUUGAUGACAUCCUAAGUUAUUGUAUUCAACGGUUCAAUCUUUUUUUUCCAGGAUAAACAAUUGCCAUAUUUAUACUUUGAGAAUAAUGGCAUUUCUCAAUUAAUUAUUGAAAUGACAUUUCUUUCACAUACACG
Hibiscus syriacus is the source of this 1913-nucleotide messenger RNA. Its product is annotated as protein disulfide isomerase-like 1-4. The transcript is spliced from 12 exons. NCBI's taxonomy places the organism in Eukaryota, Viridiplantae, Streptophyta, Magnoliopsida, Malvales, Malvaceae. Gene Ontology annotation, biological process: protein folding; response to endoplasmic reticulum stress. The coding region runs from base 10 to 1734 and encodes 574 amino acids. Gene Ontology annotation, cellular component: endoplasmic reticulum. The record is from RefSeq and is a predicted model, not a curated record. Gene Ontology annotation, molecular function: protein disulfide isomerase activity.